AUGAGCUCUAACAGUCUGUCAGCGACCUUUCUUGGCUUCCCGUCUGAUCAAAGCCUCCACUCAGCAGAGCUCGCUGCUGCAGGUCCCAACCCUCUGUCCCUCUCACUUGAUGUGGGGGAGAACAAAGUCAGGCUUGGAGAAGGACAGACAGAGGAGAGCAGGAGAGAGAGAAGAAAGCGAGACGAGAGAGGGGGAGAACAAGGAGGAGGCCAUGCUGAGAGGUCAUGUUUGAUGAGAACUCUGGAUCUCCUGCAGAUAGACAAAGAAAGAGGAGGCGAGAGAGAGGUCGGCUCGACACAGCCAAAACAGAAUCACGAAGGAGGCGUGUAG
Molecule: messenger RNA, 330 nt
Organism: Xyrichtys novacula (pearly razorfish)
Lineage: Eukaryota; Metazoa; Chordata; Actinopteri; Labriformes; Labridae
Source: the annotation of a GenBank genome assembly